This is a messenger RNA of Aspergillus uvarum CBS 121591, 1011 nucleotides long. RefSeq names its product putative MFS transporter. Gene Ontology annotation, molecular function: transmembrane transporter activity. Bases 1 to 1011 code for a protein of 336 amino acids. NCBI's taxonomy places the organism in Eukaryota, Fungi, Ascomycota, Eurotiomycetes, Eurotiales, Aspergillaceae. The transcript is spliced from 3 exons. The record is from RefSeq and is a predicted model, not a curated record. Gene Ontology annotation, biological process: transmembrane transport.
AUGGUGGCGAGCUGUGCCUGGGCAGGAGCCAGCAAGCAUAGCUACCAGAGCCUUCUCUGGGCGCGAAUCUUUCAAGGUGUUGCACUGGCGCCCUUCGAAGCUUUGGUCAAUGCAUGUGUCGGGGACCUAUCCUACGUUCAUGAACGGGGCAAGAGGAUGGCACUGUCCAACGCUGCCUUGUUCGGGGCUGCUUUCCUCACACCUGUCCUAGCUGGUAAAAUCACCCAUAGUCUGGGCUGGGAAUGGACAUUCUAUCUGGUGUCGAUUUUCACGGCGGCAGCACUUCCUCUUACCUUUUUUUGUGUCCCUGAGACUGCAUUUCGGCGCCCGAGCGAGUUGAGUAUGGGCACAGUCUAUGUACAUGGCCGCCGCUCGGAAACUGUUACGAGCCCGCUACCGCAACUCGAUUUGGAUGGCGAUGACGCUUUUCUCCGUCGCGAGGAAGGCGGACCAGUGCAACAUGCACAGCCCCCAACAGGAAGACAUGCACGAGGCUCCACGUCCAAAGAAAUGCCUCGAGAUAAUUCAGCUGAGACCGAGCUCCCCGUCAAGGUUCCCUAUCUGCAGACUCUCAAACCCUUCAAUGGCCGGAAAACGGACGAAAGCUUUUACAAGCUUCUUCUACGCCCUUUCCCCCUCUUUUUUCACCCAGUCAUUUUCUGGGCUUGUCUGAUCCAGGGCGUCGUUAUCGGAUGGACUGUCUUCAUUGGCGUGGUCCUGGAGACCCUCUUCCUCGGGCCUCCACUAUGGUUUAACGAGGUACAAACGGGUUAUCUCUACACUGGUGCAUUCAUUGAAUCCAUUCUAGGCCUAGUGAUCGCGGGUCUACUGUCCGAUUGGAUGAACCAGGCUAUGAUCAAACUCAACCGAGGACGAUACGAACCCGAGUUCCGGAUCCUCCUGGUCAUAUUUCAGCUGAUAUUCAGCGGAGCCGGGCUGUUUGGCUCUGGCCUUGUGGCUGAAAAUAUUGCAAAGUACGGCUGGCUCGUAGCGGACGCUUUUUUCGCGUAA